Molecule: messenger RNA, 458 nt
Organism: Synchiropus splendidus (mandarinfish)
Lineage: Eukaryota; Metazoa; Chordata; Actinopteri; Syngnathiformes; Callionymidae
Gene: ccl36.1
Product: chemokine (C-C motif) ligand 36, duplicate 1
Exons: 3
Coding region: 90-362 (90 amino acids)
Biological process (GO): cellular response to type II interferon; neutrophil chemotaxis; cellular response to tumor necrosis factor
Cellular component (GO): extracellular region
Molecular function (GO): chemokine activity; CCR chemokine receptor binding
Source: RefSeq, a predicted model, not a curated record
GACGGCUUCUGCAGAAGUGCACAAAAGUCAAGACCUAAUUCACAUCAGUCCACUUUGAUGUACCACAUCACACCUCCAUCAUCGGCACCAUGAGGACCAGGGACAUCGUCCUGCUCUGCUUUGUGACUGCGGCUCUGCUCUGCGGCGCCACCGGCAUCUCUGUCGCACCAAGUUCUUGCUGCUUUGACUUCACCGAGGAUGUGGUCCCCAAGCAUCGUGUCACCGCCUAUCGGAUGACGGACAUUCGUUGCGCGAAAUCCGGCAUCAUAUUGACCACUGUAAAGGGUAAGCGCCUGUGUGUCGGCAAGGAAAAGCCUUGGGUGCAGAGAAUCAUAAGACACGUGGAUGAAAGGAACCUGUGAGGAGACCACUCGCUGUCGAGGCGCUGCUUCACUUCAAUGUUGAAUUAUCCUUCAUUUUCCCCUGUUUGGCAUCAGUGCGCAAACUCUUAAAAUAAA